This is a messenger RNA of Ipomoea triloba (trilobed morning glory), 1872 nucleotides long. Its product is annotated as pantoate--beta-alanine ligase. Gene Ontology annotation, molecular function: pantoate-beta-alanine ligase activity. The transcript has 5 exons. NCBI's taxonomy places the organism in Eukaryota, Viridiplantae, Streptophyta, Magnoliopsida, Solanales, Convolvulaceae. The record is from RefSeq and is a predicted model, not a curated record. Gene Ontology annotation, biological process: pantothenate biosynthetic process. Bases 666 to 1619 code for a protein of 317 amino acids.
UCACUGUUUCUCCAUCCACUGUCCUUUACGCCGGUCCCCACUGCUUCUCCGUUUCUCUCUGUGGCCGCCGCUCGUCAUUGUUUGGAUGAGGCAGGCAGCAGCCUUGUAAAUUUAGUCAACCAACUCUAAUUUAAGAGACGGAACUCGCAUGGAUUGGGGGCAGCUGCCUGCCAAAAAUUAUACACCCCAAAAUGAGGGUCGUUUUGUUUUGGACUAUAUAUAUAUAUAUAUAUAUUUAAUUCCUUUCUUCUUGUUUCUUCCUAACCAGACGCAGAGACGGCGAGACCGAGACGCGACUACGCUACGCUUUACCCUUUCGCCUCUACGCAGACCGCAGAUUUGCAGAUUCUCCUCCACGCCUCCACCGACCAUGCCUCCAUCCGUCUCCAUCGUCCGGGCCGUCCGUUCACCAUUAUAGAUUUAUAGCCUCAGGUGUCAGGGUGCAGCUGCCACUCACAUCUCAUCUCGCAAUCAGCCCCCAACUUCUCCGUUCCAAAUCGUCAUUCCCAACGAAGUCUAUCACCGAAGUACAAGCUAUUCAAUUUCAAUCAUAAUCACAUCAAUCUUCACCUCAAGUUCUUGUACUGAUUCAACCCUCAGUUUCUAACUGAAAAAUUAAAAAAGAAAAAUAAAAAAUCCCCAGUACUCUAAUCCUUGAUAAGCAAAUGGAAGCUAAAGAGCCAAUUAUCAUCUCAGGGAAAGAGGAGAUGAGAAAAUGGUCAAGGUCCUUGAGAGCCCAAGGCAAGUCCAUAGGCUUUGUACCCACCAUGGGCUAUCUCCACGAAGGCCAUCUUUCCCUCAUAAGAGAAUCCCAGAAACAUGCAGAAGUCAUAGUGGUUUCCAUCUAUUUGAACCCAGGUCAAUUCUCUCCCAAUGAGGACCUCUCCACAUAUCCUUCUGAUUUUCUUGGGGAUAUUCAAAAGCUCAAGUCAAUUCCUGGUGGCGUUGAUGUUGUGUUCCACCCCCAUAACCUGUAUGAUUAUGGAGAUGGUGAUAGAUCUAAGAGGAAUGAAAAAGAAAUGGGUAGAAGAGAAGGAAACGUUGUGUCUUGUGUAGAAGCUGGGGGAGCAGGGCAUCAGACGUGGGUCAGAGUUGAAGGAUUGGAAAAGGGGUUGUGUGGGAAAAACAGGCCUAUUUUCUUCAGAGGGGUUGCAACUAUUGUCACCAAAUUGUUCAACAUUGUUGAGCCUGAUGUUGCUGUCUUUGGUAAGAAGGAUUAUCAGCAAUGGAGGAUUAUUGAGAGAAUGGUGCGAGAUCUUGAUUUUGGAAUUAAGGUGAUUGGUGCUGAGGUUAUGCGAGAGGAUGAUGGCAUUGCGAUGAGUUCUCGAAAUGUGCGGCUCUCUCCAGAUGAGAGGAAACAGGCUGUGUCUAUAAGUCGAGCACUUUCAGAAGCCAAGGUAGCAGCAGAGAAGGGUCAGGUCAAUUGCUGCAAGGACUUGAGAAAUUCAGUCAGUAAAACUAUAGAAGAGGCGGGUGGAAGGAUUGAUUAUGCGGAGAUUGUAGACCAAGAAAGUUUAGAGCCAGCCGAAGUGAUUGAAAGGCCUGUGGUAUUUUGCGUAGCUGCAUGGUUCGGAAAGGUCAGACUGAUUGACAAUAUGGAAAUUAAGAUUAAUGCCUGAUGGAUGAUGAAGUUGGCAUUAGGGCCUUAGAGGUGGUGGAUCAAACAAGGUUUGCCCCCCCUCUCUCUCUCUCUCAUCUUUCCUUUUUUACAUUCUGAGUUGCAAUAUAAAUAAAGCUUCAAUAGAAAGUUAGUUGUAAUUGUAAAAAUAAAUGCUAAGACAACAGGUUGAUUGAGUGCUGUAAAUCUCAUAAACAAAGGGAAAGGAAGGCACCCUUGUAACGUUUACUAUAAUAUAUAAUACAUUCAAAGAA